Aspergillus ibericus CBS 121593 is the source of this 743-nucleotide messenger RNA. RefSeq lists its product as uncharacterized. Lineage: Eukaryota; Fungi; Ascomycota; Eurotiomycetes; Eurotiales; Aspergillaceae. The transcript is spliced from 3 exons. The record is from RefSeq and is a predicted model, not a curated record. Bases 174 to 581 code for a protein of 135 amino acids.
CCUGAAAUAAGCAAUAUCAGCUCAGCCUGCCAUCUGACCUAGUAUUAUAAGAGUACCUCGGAAUUUGGGAAUCAGCGACCGCAUGUAUAUAACCUCUUCCAGUAUCCAUCCAGCACUCUCAUCCUCUUCCACAUCAACUCAAUCCCUUUCAUUCAGUUGAACCCAUCGCAACCAUGAAAUCCAUCCUCCCCCUAACCCUCUACGCCACCACGGCCCUCGCCCAAGGCAUCUACAUCAAUUCCCCCGCCGCCGGAUCCCAACUCCAAGCUGGCUCGUCCGUAACCGUCCAAGUAGCUCGCUACGACUUCAUCCAAUCCGUCGCCGAAAUCGGCCUCGGCAUCGGGAUCGAAUCCUGCACAAACGGAUGUCCCGAUCCCACCGGUUCCCUGGGAACGCUGGUCUACAACGGCGGAUAUGAUCCCCAGCUGGGGCCGGGGAUUCAUGAUGAGUAUCAGAAUUUUACCAUCACGGUGCCGGAUACGACGGGCAAUGUGCAAAUUGGGAUUGUGAGGGCGUUUUUGGUGGGGCUUGGGUAUACGGUUACGAUUGGGAGUGCGGUUACGAAUGUUACGAUUGUUUAGGGAUGGUUUUGUGUUGGUGGGGGGAAUGGGUUGGGAAGAUAGAGUGCAGAAGCAUCUUGGGGGGUGGAAUGUAUGGAGUAAAGAGGACAGGGGACACUUAUAUGAAGCAAUCAUAAUCGCAAAACUAUAAUCAGUCUUUUUCGAUCUUAGUUAUCAAGCUAC